CUUGCAAUACUCUCCCACUCUGAGGAAAGCCUGAAGGGUGCCAAUUUAUCCUUAGCAACAGGCCAGCACUGUUGCUAAGUGUUUGUGACAUAGGAAAAGAGAGCAACAUCUACAAUGGCCAAGUCCAUCAAGAGAAGAUCCCAGUCCAUCAGAAAACAACUAAACCCAAUGUCUAGAAAGCAGUCGAAUUGCUCUAGCAUCAAUUUUGGCCAUAGAAAUUACUCACUCUACAUAAACAGGGUCUUGAAGGAGGUCGUCCCCAAGAGAGGCAUAUCAUCUCCUACUGUGGACGUCGUCAACAUCCUGAUCAACGACAUCUCUGAACGCAUCGCUACAGAAGCCUGCCAGAUGAUGUACAACAGGAAACGCUGUACCCUCACCCCAGGAGAUAUCCAGCAGGCCGUGCAGCUGCUGCUGCCUAAGAAGCUGGCGAAGUUUGCCGUGACUUUUGGAACAGAAGCAGUCCACAGAUUCGUCCACUCCUGAGCUCCAUGUACAAGCCUAAUAGAAACUUCGGGAAAAUAAAUCAAACUGACCAUCUCCUGUGUUAUGUGCACUCUCCUUUUUUAUUUUGUUUUGUUUCAC
Messenger RNA from Acomys russatus (golden spiny mouse), 585 nucleotides. Its product is annotated as histone H2B variant L1-like. Bases 115 to 486 code for a protein of 123 amino acids. The record is from RefSeq and is a predicted model, not a curated record. The transcript is spliced from 2 exons. Lineage: Eukaryota; Metazoa; Chordata; Mammalia; Rodentia; Muridae. Gene Ontology annotation, cellular component: nucleosome. Gene Ontology annotation, biological process: nucleosome assembly. Gene Ontology annotation, molecular function: DNA binding; structural constituent of chromatin; protein heterodimerization activity.